GCAGAUUCUUGAGGAAUACAGCUACAAAAACACAUAAAGAAAUCUAUCAAUUUAUUAAUCGCAAUGGCAACAAUGCCCGAUAAUGUGGAGACGCCUCCUACAUCAUCUUUCGAGGUUUUAGAAAAAGCAGAUCAAAUUCAGCGACAUAAUAUGAAUAGUUCAUUCAAUGAAAUGACUAAAGUUGACCUCUUGAAGGCUCAUAAAAGAAUCCUAAAUAUGAAUCAAAGAUAUCAGACUUCCCUAAAAACACUUAACAAGCAGCUAGAUGAAGCAUUUAAAUGUAUAAAAUCCUUGAAGUCUGCAAAAGAAUCCUGUGAAGAAAGAGAAAUGGAAUAUUGUCAAGAAACGAAAGUAACAUUGCAAAAAAAGGAUUGCGAAAUAGAAAAGUUAAAAGACACAAUUAGGGAAUUAAAAAUAAAAAAUAAAACAAGUGAGCAGCGAGCGAUCACGUUAGAAGAGCAAACUACUUUACUUAUGGAUCAAUUGAAAGAAACUCGCUUAGAAGAAGCUUGUAGUGAAGAUAUUGCAACUCACUCUUUAAAUAAAGAACUACUAACCGUAAAGCAUACAAAUAACGCAAUCGAGAGGCAGCUAGAAGAAGAAAGAUACGCUAAGGCAAAGCUUGAAAACUAUAAUCAAGAAAUAAUAGAAAAGAAUGAUAAUUUAAAACAACAAGUUGAAAGAUUACGGAAAGAGCUUGAUUUAAAAUUGAAAGAAAAUGAACAACUCUUAUUCGAUGUAAACACUGUUAAUCAAGAAUAUCGCAAUUUGCGUAUCGUAGUUAAGCGUUUCGAAGAAGAAAGAAAGAAUAUUCAAGACCAUUUGAAAGAGCAGAAAGAAAAAUAUCGCAAUUCACAUCAAUUUCAUAACACAGAGAAGGUUGAAGCCUCUGAUACCGACAUGUUAAAAAAUGCACUGCUAGCAGAAAGGCUUAAAAGUGGUACCCUUUUUGAGAGAUUACAAUCUAUGGAGAGAGAGGUUGAAAAAUUGACAAGUGCCUCCAGUUGUUUGCAAGAGAUAAAGCAAGAUAAUUCUGAUCUUAUUAUCGACAUAGAAAAAUUAAAGAACCAAGUGGAAAAACAAACCAAUGAAAUUGAAAAUCUUCAAAAAGAACUAAACGAAUCAAAACAAAAAGAAAGAGCGGCAAAUGAAGAAGUAAGAACAGUUCAACAAUUACGAAAGCAAGAAUAUGUACCUAUUCCUUCUAUUGAAUACGAGGAAAAAAUUAAAGCUCUUGAAGUCAAUGAAAGACGUGUAGAACAUGAAAACUUUAUUCUGAAUAAGAAGUAUUUAGAACUUAAAGAUGACAUCGAUGAGCGCAUGAUUGAAAUUAAACAACUAAAGGAAGAAAAGGAUUCUCAAACCAGCAAAUAUAUAGCAAUGAAAGAAAUGGCCAGAGAAUGCAAGAAAACAAACGAGCAGUUGACGAAAGAGCUUAACUCUCUUCGUUAUUCUACUAGCGAGAUAGAAGCUCAUAAAAUUCAAUUAGAUUUAUAUAAGAAUGACUAUGAACAACAAAAGCGGCUCUCUUCGGAACUAAGAGAAGAAAAAGAUAGAUUCGAAAAACACUAUGUUGACACGAAGGCAAAGCUUGAUAAACUAUUGGACAGAAUAAAACAGCAAACUGACUCAUCAGGUGAUAUAAACUCUGUCGUGAGACAUCAUGGAAGCAGUAUAAGAGUUCCAAUGCAAGAAGCACCGAUAUUGCCACCAAGGCCACGAUCAACUGAACAGAUUUAUAAGUGCCCAAUAUGUAGUCUAGCAUUUGAAACUAUGAGAGCGCUAGAACUUCACGCAGAUAAUUGCAUGGACUACCUUCCUUCGGAUUCAAUAGCACAGGAACAGAAAUUCUGUUGUCCUGUUUGUCAGUCAAAUCAAGAAAAUUUGGAUAAACUUCAAGCUCAUGUUGUAAAUUGCGGUGAUUUUAGUAAUAUCUAG
Messenger RNA from Dimorphilus gyrociliatus, 1938 nucleotides. The record is from the annotation of a GenBank genome assembly. NCBI's taxonomy places the organism in Eukaryota, Metazoa, Annelida, Polychaeta, Dinophilidae.